Messenger RNA from Aspergillus melleus, 984 nucleotides. RefSeq lists its product as uncharacterized. Bases 1 to 984 code for a protein of 327 amino acids. The transcript is spliced from 2 exons. Lineage: Eukaryota; Fungi; Ascomycota; Eurotiomycetes; Eurotiales; Aspergillaceae. The record is from RefSeq and is a predicted model, not a curated record.
AUGGUGAACCUUACGCCCGCAGCCAGCCUCACUUUGCUCUCUCUCCUGCUCCCCUCUGCCCUAGCAGCAGACGAUCUCCGCAACAGCAUCGUCGGCUGCAACGAUGUCUCCUGUCCGAAAGACGGUGCCGACGACCGCUGCACCAUUGACGAUCACACCUUCCUCGGCGUCGGGCUGGCCCGAAUUGCCGACGCCCCGUCCUCGCUCGAGGGCAUCUCGCUCGUGAAGGGCGUCAACGUCUCUGCCGGUGGUGCUGGCAGCGACAACGACAAGCCUACCCGUCCCUUUACCUCCGUCUACUACCUGGGAACACCGUCAGACGUCAAGACGAGCAACCUGUCCGGAUGCGCCGUGAUCUUCAACGAUCCGCCAUCGAGCAAAUUCGACGGCGCUGAUCUGGAAGGCAACACGCGCAACAAAACCGACACCCGUGCAUCGUACGGCACAUGCCCAGAUGUCGUUGACAAGAAGUGCAUCGACGCGCUGACCAAGCGGGCCAGCGAGGUCGCGGACAAUGCGGAUAGCAACCCGUGCUCUGCGCUGGAACGUGAGCUCAAGAAAGACAACAUUGAUGAUUGCAAGAACCUGGGUGGUGCGGGUAACGGCUUCGGUAACUUUACUGUUACUUCGUUCGGUGAUCUUAACACCGUCAGCAACUCCUCGGCCGACUGCUGGCCUAUUACCCCAAAGUCGGAUGGGCUGGCUGAGAUUGCGGUUGAGACUUCUCACUCAAACUACACCGCCGAAGCUCUCAUCGACGAAGCCUACAAGAUCACACCCGUCCUGACCGUCUUCGUGUCGGGCAACGGCAGCGCUGUCGACAAGACCUCCUCCCAGCUGACCUGUCUGAAAGUCGUGACAAAGGAAAAUGCCAGCGACUCCGACUCCGGAUCGUCCAGCUCUGCCCCAGCCCUAGAAAUCAGCAGCGGGGUGCGCACUGCAGGGAUGGCCGUUUUGCUGGGGGCCGUGCUCGCAGCGCUAUAA